Rhodotorula toruloides NP11 is the source of this 609-nucleotide messenger RNA. Its product is annotated as protein tyrosine phosphatase. Gene Ontology annotation, cellular component: cytoplasm. Gene Ontology annotation, molecular function: phosphatase activity; inositol diphosphate tetrakisphosphate diphosphatase activity. NCBI's taxonomy places the organism in Eukaryota, Fungi, Basidiomycota, Microbotryomycetes, Sporidiobolales, Sporidiobolaceae. The record is from RefSeq and is a predicted model, not a curated record. The transcript has 6 exons. Bases 1 to 609 code for a protein of 202 amino acids.
AUGGCGACGCUGGUGGACUCGCUGGUCGCACGGCGGGACACGCAGGGGGUCCUCUUCCCUCCGCUGAACUUUGCCAUGGUCGUUCCAGGCGUGUACCGCUCCGGACACCCAAACAAGGGCAACUUUCCCUUCCUCGACACGCUGACCCUCAAGAGCAUCAUGUACCUCUCGACCGACAACUAUCGCCAUGACACGUAUACGUGGGCGCGGCGGAAGGGCCUGAAGAUUGUGCAUCUGCGGCUGGACAUCAGCAAGGAUCCGGCGGUCGAGGUGGAUCCCGAAAUGAUCAAGAAAGCUAUCGAGGUUGUUCUUGACUCGCGGAACUUGCCAAUCCUCAUCCACGACAACAAAGGCAGAAUCGUGCCCUCCAUCAUCUCCGCCAUCUUGCGCCUCAUGUGCGACUGGAGUCUCGACGCCGCGCUAGCCGAGUACCGCAAGUUCUUCCCCUCGACCGAAGACUGGGUGCAUGACGAUCCUGCCGAGAUCGAGAGGGGCGCAAAGAAGAAGAAGGACAAGGAAAGGAUAGCGGAUCUGCGGCUCAUUGAACGGUUCGACCUUCGCUCGAUCGAGUACGACCCUGACUACGCACCAAGCUGGCUUGAGCGAUGA